Messenger RNA from Botrytis fragariae, 237 nucleotides. RefSeq lists its product as uncharacterized. NCBI's taxonomy places the organism in Eukaryota, Fungi, Ascomycota, Leotiomycetes, Helotiales, Sclerotiniaceae. The record is from RefSeq and is a predicted model, not a curated record. The transcript has 2 exons. The coding region runs from base 1 to 237 and encodes 78 amino acids.
AUGGGGGAAGAGUGCAAAUCUUGUCUCUUCAGAUAUAGCAUUAAGGAGAUCUCACUGAACGUCACACUUGACCUUCCAAUUCUAGCUCAAGAAGAGCCCCAACUCGAAGUUUUGUCACGUGCGAACAGCGCAUCCCUGCCGCAUUCCAUUCUGUUGCCCAUAACCUCCAUUGUACAACGAGGUAAAGCAUUUGACCAAUCUGAGGCUCUAUCACAAUUUAAUCAGAAAUUGCAGUGA